AUGCUUCGCUCCGGCAUCACCAACUACCAACUAUUUUCAUACGUGUUGACCUGUUUGAUGCUGCCGGCGACCAUAUUCGCAUUUCUGCCAAUUCUCACACCAUACGUCUCAAUCGGAGUCGUCCUUCUCUACAUUUACAUCUACAUUCUGGUCAUUUAUCUGACGAUUAAAGACGCAUGUGUGCCGGAAUUGACGCGAAAAAUCAAAAAGGAGGGAUUCAAGCGGAGGCCGUUCAAAUCCGAACCCGGAAGGCAUGUCAUCGAGAACAACAAAUGCAAUGUGUGCGAACUUGUUGUCGAGAAAUACACGAAACACUGUAAACGAUGCAACUACUGCGUCGGCAAAUUCGACCAUCACUGCGUUUGGCUCAACAAUUGUAUCGGCUCUGCAAAUUAUAGAACAUUUAUGUGGUUAGUUGUUUCGAUAUCAUUAUCAUCUCUAGCAGCUCUUUGUCUAUCAUUUGGCGUUUUGUACUUGUGGUUUUCGAAUAAGAACAGCACCGCAUUCACUUGUUUCGGACAAUUUACGGAACCGCUUCGAAUCAGCUGGUUGCUUUGCUGUGUUAUUUGCGGAAUUGUAUACAUGUUCGCGUUCGUUACAACCACACAUCUCCUCUAUUUUCAUAUUCGAUUAUGGAAGAUGGGAAUGACGACGUACAAGUUCAUAGUGAGUAAACGCCGGGCGAAGGUUUCGUCACUCGGCACAAUCUCGACGGUUUCGCGGACGAACACUCAAAAUACUCAGCCGGAUGUGCCCUAA
Messenger RNA from Caenorhabditis bovis, 759 nucleotides. NCBI's taxonomy places the organism in Eukaryota, Metazoa, Nematoda, Chromadorea, Rhabditida, Rhabditidae. The record is from the annotation of a GenBank genome assembly.